Messenger RNA from Cylicocyclus nassatus, 537 nucleotides. NCBI's taxonomy places the organism in Eukaryota, Metazoa, Nematoda, Chromadorea, Rhabditida, Strongylidae. The record is from the annotation of a GenBank genome assembly.
AUGUAUUGGUGCGAACAGCUCAUUCUUAAAUACUGGGAGAGGAAGAGGGCGGUCUUGAUAACUGAUAACCGUGUGCUCCGAACUUGUGAAUCUUUACUGACUUUUGCCGGCAUCUCUUCAAUGGGAACUUGCUGUCCAGAUCCUAGUCGAGCUGUUCAUGAAGAUGGACCAGAUAUUUGCAAAUUUGAUUGUCGAGCUGAUGACGAUUGUUCAAGUAGCCAGAAAUAUUGCUACGAUGGAUGCGAGGCAUCUCCAUUAUCAAUAGUAGGAGAGGCAGAAGAAAAGAAGCCUGAGGUGAAACCCGGCGUUUGCCCCUAUUUAAAUCACAGGCAGUGCAGCGGACAACCUCUCGUCCAUCGAUGUUCACCUGAUGUGGAUUGUGUCGGUGUGCAGAAGUGCUGCGCAGAUGGAUGCACAAGAAAAGGUCUCUAUCCUGAGAAAGCGCUAUGGGCCCGUAUGCAAGUUAUGAAUGAAAUCAGCGGUCUGAUCAUGCACAAAACUUUCUCUGCUGCUUAUAAUCUACCUGCUAUUAUGUGA